GCGCAUUCUCUCGUUGACCGCCGCGGGGAACGCACGCACGUAGCCGUCUCGAAAUCGAAACAAGUGAAGUGCAGUGAGUGAUUUAUUGUGAAAGAAAAUGUGAAUAUUUCUGUUUUUUUCUAAGUGAUUAUUGCAAACACAGAGUAUGAAGACCGUCGAUAUUUUAGAGGGUUCAGAUCCUCGCGUGGCGACCUGCCGCGGGCGGCUGCAGACCAGGCGCUGCCAGCUCAACCAGGAGAUCAACAAGGAGCUGCGGCUGCGGGCCGGCGCCGAGAACUUGUUCAAGGCCACAACGAACAGAAAACUCCGUGAGACGGUGGCCCUGGAGCUGAGCUUCGUGAACUCCAACCUGCAACUCCUGAAGGAACAGCUGGCCGAGCUCAACUCGUCCGUGGAACUCUACCAGAGCGACAGCGGUAAAGAAUGCGUGAUGCCGAUGAUCCCGCUGGGGCUGAAGGAGACGAAGGAGGUGGACUUCAGGGAGCCGUUCAAGGACUUCAUCCUGGAGCACUACAGCGAGGACGCGGCGGCUUAUGAAGAUGCUAUCUCGGACUUCAUGGAUAUGAGACAGGCGAUGCGCACGCCAGUCAGAUCGAGCGCGGGCGUCGCUCUGCUGUUCAAGUACUACAACCAGCUGUAUUUCAUCGAGCGACGGUUCUUCCCGCCCGACCGCUCGCUCGGCGUCUACUUCGAGUGGUUCGAUUCGUUAACAGGAGUCCCGUCAUGCCAGCGAACAGUGGCUUUCGAGAAAGCUUGUGUCUUGUUCAACAUAGCUGGCAUCUAUACUCAACUAGGAGCUAAACAGGACCGCUCGACGUGCUCGGGCCUGGACGGCGGCGUGGAGGCGUGGCUCCGCGCGGCGGGCGCGCUGCGCUACGUGCUGGACAACUUCACCAACGCGCCCUCCGUCGACCUCGCCGCCGACACACUGCUUGUACUCGCCGCGCUCAUGACUGCCCAAGCCCGCGAGUGCCUGUUCGAGAAGCUGCAGCUGCAGGCGGGCGAGGCGGUCCCCGAGCUGCGGCGCGCGCCCGACCUCUGCCUCGACCUCGCGCACGAGGCCGCGCAUCUCGCGCACACAUACAGGCAGCUCUACGACAAGAUGCAAUCAGAGGGUGUGUUCAACUACGUGCCAUACUCGUGGGUCUCUUUAGUCCACGUUAAGACUGAGUUUUAUAAAGCGUUGGCGCACCAGUAUUGUGCGACAGGUCUACUGAACAUGCCAGCAUCGUCUCGCUCCCCCAGCCGCCUUGCAUCGCUCUACGAUGCUGAUACACAUCUCGAUAAUGGCUCUUCUAUAUCUCCAACGCUGAAGGACGCUGAUGUGGAUUGGAUCGCAUUAGGCCGCGCACAUCUCGCUGAGGCGCUCACUUUGUACGAAGAAGCGCUCAGACUACAAAGGAUGUGUCGUGAGUUGCGCGGCAAGGAAGCGAUCUCUCUAGUAGUACGCGCCCAGCUGGAGCGCGCGGCGCGGGAGCGCGGGGCCGGCGCCGCGCACAAUGACAACGACGCCAACGACUUCACCGACCUCAUCGACGCGCCCAACGUACAGCCAUCAUCGAAAUUCCAACUGGCCCUAACGCAACCGGACUUCGCUCAGCACAGAGUAGAAGAUCUAUUCAAGUCUUUGGGUCCAAUCGCCAUAUUCUCCGCCAAACGUCACUGGAGCGCCCCACGGCUCGUCCAACUACAAAAAUAUAGAGAUGGGUCCCGCCGCAUUGAGAGACCACGAAAUGGAAACGUUGAAGAUUAUGAAGAAACAAGAAACGGCAAACACAGGAGCGAGAAGCGAGACAGGUCGGAAGAUAACAGCACUUAUUACAACCAAAUAAUUAGAAGCGAUGAGAAGUAUUCCAACGAAUAUGAAAAGAAGAAACUACACAGGGUCACAAAACAGAAUGGAGUGUAUAUAAAUAGUUACAACAAUAAUAAUUAUGAAUAUCAUCCCAAAGUCUUGGACUAUGAUACGCAGAAUGAGUAUAAGAUUAAAGAAGGAAAACUUGAGAAUGGGGUGAAGGAGUGUAAUGGUAAAGUGAAGAAUGGAAGGCGAAAGGAUCCCUUGAGAAGGGCAGCGAGCGAAUACAACGUGUCGAACGCGAAAAACGAAGAUGAAGGCUUUGGAUUCUCAGUGAGAGGAGACGCGCCUGUUGUUAUUGCAGGGGUCGAGCCCAACUCUUUGGCUGAUAUCGGUGGUAUGCGUGAAGGAGACUUUAUAAUAUCUAUUGGCGAUACUGACGUGAAAUGGAGCUCUCAUGAUGAAGUGGUCAGACUGAUACAGGAGGCAGGAGAUACACUCACUAUGAAGCUAGCUACACCGAUGGAUAAGAGCUGUCUUAAGGCAUCACCAGAAACGCCUCGACAGUCCAACUCGAACCAAGGCUCGGUGUCUGCGGCAUCGACAGCGUCGAGCGGUUCCACAGCAGUGACUGCGCGGUCCUCGGCCCGUCGGGCGCCAUCUUGGAACCCAUUCCGACGUCACACCACCAGGGACAACAGCUCACACCGCGGGUCACACACCAGCAAUAUUAUCUUCAGAUAAAAAGAUAGGCCUUAUUAAUAACACAGUUAUUUUUUGUUAACACCGCCAUCUAUGAAUGUUAUCUUGUAUCAUUAUUGCGGUGUCUUUUACUAAUGCCAUCUUUUGGUUGUUUUGCAAAAAUAUUGCUAGAAAUUAAAUACCUUGUGUAGAAAUAUGUACUUAAAACAAAGAAACAACUGCUGGUUUAAACAUUCCUGGUCAAAAAAUCUAUUUAAAAUAAUUUGUAAACGAUGUUCACCAUCAAGUCACAAAAUAUCAAAGGUUUAUCUUUAAUGUCAAUCAGUAACGCCAUCUAUAUUUAUUAAGUCGAAAACGAUUUUGUUAAUAAGUAAAAUUAAGUUUAUAAUACCAACGCCAUCUGUUAUCCAAUGUCUGUACUACUUUAUAGAUCUUAGCGUGUUUGAGGAGAUUUAUGUAAGUUUGGGCGCGGCAACAUUUGCUACUAUUAUAUUUAGUUUCCUAAAUAAAUAGUUAGGUAUGGGAACUUUAUAUCGGCUAUGAAACUCCAAAGUUUAAUAUUUUUGUAUAAGUUACAACUUGGUAAAUAAAAAAUAUCUAUCCUAUGUAUGGAUUAAUAAAGUUUAUUAAGGUUUUAAUAACUUUCUACUAUAUAUUUGUAGUUCUCCAAACUUUUUAUACGUUUUGCCUAUCUCUAAAUAUUUUAAAACCUUUCAUUUUUCUUCUAUAAUUUUUUCUUGUAAGUUCUUUACAAGAUUUUUUCCCUAAUUUACUAUUCAAACUAAACAUUGAUUGACGCCUUUAUACAUUUUCCAAACUCGAAUUUGUCUGUAAUAUUAUAAAACAUAUAUAUUUUAUAAAAACUAAUUAUAAUAAUAUUGUAUCUAUUUCAACACAGUCCCUAAAUAACUGUCACAUCUUUAUAUUAGAAAAAGACGUGCGCAGUUGUAUAAAAACGUCGACAUUUUGAACAAAAACGACUUCUUUCCUCCUUCCAAAAUCGAAUAUUUUAAAUAAAGGUACUCACAAAUGUUGAUCAAGUUUCAAUUCGAAAUUGAAAAGUAGUCAACUACGGAAUUUCGUCGACAGUCGGAUUGGCCAUGUAGUCAAGAUGGCAAUAGCUUUCCGGGGCCCUAACGUAACUAAGACUUGGCUUAAAAUAUAAAACAAUUUCUUCGAUCUGUUUUGACCACGGGCCCCUGAGCCAUUGUCACCGGGGCCCUUAAAACCAAGUCCGACCCUGUCGACAGUACCUAAUGCCUACUGUUUUCUUACAAAACCGGCGGCUGAUUGUAAAACUACAAUUAAAAUAACAUUAUUAUAAUAUGUAUAUUGAAUAAACUAGUAAAUAUGCGUCACAAUUAAUUUAGCUAUACGUGUAAUUACAGUAUUUUAGUUUAUACAUAAACAGUUAAAUAAAAAUCUAAUUAAUAUAUUAACAUUUAACAUUUUGGAUGUGAUCGAUUUUAAAGUAUUUAAUUUGAUUCUGUACUAACAUUGAUCGCGUCCAGAAAAUAAAAUUUUAGAUUGAUUGUAACAAUUUAAAAUUUUAAUUUUGAUUUCGCUUUAGAUAUUUUGUAUAUUGUAGAUUUAAACGUGUAUAUCAACUGUAUAAUACUUGUAUAAGGUAAAAUGUAUAAAAUUGUUGUGGUUACUUUUGAACAAUAAAGGUUUAUUUAAAGGCAAA
Spodoptera frugiperda (fall armyworm) is the source of this 4184-nucleotide messenger RNA. RefSeq names its product rhophilin-2 (gene Rhp). The coding region runs from base 146 to 2539 and encodes 797 amino acids. The record is from RefSeq and is a predicted model, not a curated record. Gene Ontology annotation, molecular function: protein binding. NCBI's taxonomy places the organism in Eukaryota, Metazoa, Arthropoda, Insecta, Lepidoptera, Noctuidae. Gene Ontology annotation, biological process: negative regulation of stress fiber assembly; signal transduction. The transcript has 15 exons.